Molecule: messenger RNA, 3023 nt
Organism: Cinara cedri
Lineage: Eukaryota; Metazoa; Arthropoda; Insecta; Hemiptera; Aphididae
Source: the annotation of a GenBank genome assembly
AAGAUCAUCUAGACCGUGCUCUUGGCAUAGAUUUUUAUUGUUAUCUCAGUUUAUCAUGAAUUAUGGGCGAAGUUUUGUAUAAUAAUUUUCAAUUUUUUCAGUUUCCAUAUAAUUGUUUUUCUUUAUUAUUUUUUUAAAUUUCUAUUUGAAAUAUUAAAAAUGUAUUCCAAUCACUCGUCUGACCCUAGAAGACCAGAAAGAGAACACAGGUUAUUGAUUAUUAUUAUUAUAGAAUUAAUUUUAAUGAUUAAACAAAAAAACAAAAUUUUAUCAUAGAAAUAGUUGAUUUUUUUUAUGAAACUUAAAAUAUUGUUUCUAUUUGACCCCAUCAUGAAAUUGUACAAAUUCUGUUAAAUUACAGAUAUAAACCUAAAGGUAAUAAUGAUUCACAAUCUAUUAUGCCUGGCGAAGACUUGACAUCCGAUUACAUGAAUAUCUUGGGUAUGAUUUUGAGCAUGUCUGGUUUAUUGAUGAAGGUAAAAAAAAUUCAUAAUCUUGUCUGUUAUUGAUAUUUAUAUUGUAAUUUUAUAUUUAUUAUUUAGUUUAAAUGGGCAGCCUGGAGUGCUUUGUUCUGUUCUUGCAUAAGUUUUGCCAAUUCUAGAGCAAUAGAUGACAACAAACAAAUAUUUAGUAGUUUCAUGUAAGUAUAUUUUUAUCAGGUAUAUAGUUAAUAUUUAGUAGUAUAACAUUAAUUUAAUAACUUAGAAUAUGCUGAGUUAAUUCAUUACUACAAUAUUGCAUUUGUACGCUUAUGUAAAAAAUAACCAUAAACAUUUAAUUUCACAUGAUGGCUUAACAAUAACAAAAUAUCAUAAUUCAAAUUUGACAUUCCAUUGCAAUAUUUAAUUCAAAAUUCGUGAUUUGUAAUAGUUUUUUAAAAUUCAAGAAAAAAAAGUGUAUAUUAUAUUAGCUAUAAUAAUAAUAAUCAAUUUGUGAAUGUGAUUACAGCCUGUCACAUAAUUUAAAGUACUUUUCUCUGAACUUUAAACAAUUAUUAAAAAAUAAAUUUAAUGAAAAUAAAAAGUUGAAACAUUUUAAACACCUACCUGCCUAUAUAUUUAGAAUAAUAAUUUGACUAUUAACUUGAACAUUUUCAACUCAUUGUCAAUGGUGCCCAAACUAUACUUCAAAUGUUGCAAUUGCUACAUAUCAUAUUUAUAAUUAAUAUGAAUAAGGGUGGGUAGGUAUUCCCGGUAAUUAGGAUUUUGGAUAGUCAGCUAGAAUGGGUAUAACAUUCAAGUUAUAUUUUUUAGUUUUUUGUAGUGAUGUUUACAAAAGUUUCUGAGAUGGGUAGUGGUUUUGAGUUUCAAAUUCUACUACAAUAUAAAAAUAUAGUUUGGGUGCCACUGCUCAUUGAGAUAUAAUUAAAAAAAUAUAGAUGGGUAUUCUUUUUUGAUUAAUAUUUAUAUAAUAUAAUAUUAUUCAAUAUUUUAGGUAGAUUAAUGUACACCAAAAAUAUAUAGUUUAAUACAAUUAUUUAGAUUCUUUAUAUUUUACGUGAACUUUUAGUCUAAAAUGCAGGAAUUUACAAUGAUUCUAGAAUCUAGUAGACAGCAAUGUUUAUAUUGCAUGAAUUAGUUCAUAGUGACGAUAAUCAGGCACGUAUACAGGGGGAGGGGCAUUCAUCCUAACCUCUCUGAAAAUGAAUAGUUGUAUAAUUUAUUUAUAUGAAUUUGUUAUUUUUUUACAACUCCCCCCCCCACCGAAUUAGUUUUUGUGUAUGUGCCUAACAAUAAUAUUAUUAUCAUAAUUAUAUAUUGUGAGUAUGACAACUGUUAACAAAAUAUUAUGCAUAUAAAUAUGUUAAUCAAAUAUAAAAUCAAAUAAUAAUGGUUCCCUAAUAUUUGAGAAAUAUAAAUAUCAUCAAUUAUUAAUAGUUUUGGAAAAAUAAUAAGUUUAAAAAAAAAAGUUUUUAUUAAGUUUAAAAAAAUAAAAGGAUUUUUAUACAAAUAUGCUAUUAAAUUAUUAGACAUAGUGUACAUAAAAAUAAUUUUAUAUUUAUGUACUAAAAUUAUUUGUUUAUAAUUAUGAGAAUUACAGACAUUACAAUAUAUCUAUGAAUAAAAUAAACAUGAUAAUACAACAAAAUGAAACAACGCACACAUUGACAAUUAUAGUUAUAAUUAUAAUUAUAUUAUUAACAUUUAUGGUAUAAAAAAAAAAAAAUUAUUAUUUUAAAUUAGUAAAAUGCAUAAUAAUUAAAUUGUAUUAUAUGUUACUAAAUUUAAUAAUAAAAUAUAUAUUCUUAUUUUAUAUUAAAUAGGCUUUCAAUAUCAGCAGUCGUUAUGUCUUAUUUACAAAAUCCACAUCCAAUGUCAACACCGUGGUCAACAACAUUUGGAUAAAUGCAUUUUAUAAAUAAGUUUUUUUUUUUGUGAAAAAUUAAGUUAUCAUUGUAUAAUAUUAAUCUAUACAAUAUUAUUAAUAUAUUGUACUGUAUGUGAAAGGUGUCACAGAAAAAUUAAAAAUAAUUUCACUUUUUAAUUAAUUAUAAUUUUUUUUUUUAAGUUUAAGAAUAUCAGUUUCAAAACUUAAUUUAAAUUUAAAUAUAUGUACAUAAAAAAACACAAUAUUCAAUUUACAGCAAUCUUCCUCUGCAAUGAACUGAUUCACAAUGACACUUCAUUACUUUUCCCGGAACACUUCCUACAUCAUAACUGUAAUCCCAUGUAAGUUCUGUUCCAGCUUUUAUGUAAUGCAGUGCAAAGAAAGACACCCACGGGAACCGUAUAUCAUGAGUAUCAACAAAUACAUUUUGAACAUAUGUAUUUGGGGAACAUGAAUGAUUCAAGUACCGUCCAAUGUUGCCACUUGUCUUGGCAUCCAUAAUAUAAACACUUUCAUUAUCUCCAAAAUAUUCACGCAUUGGUUUAGUUGGUACAGGAUUGUUUUUCAUGUCGCGUGCAUUUACUUUGGAUGGUUUGUUUGUAUGUUUUUCCUUUUUUUUACUCUCAGGUUUGGGCUUCUUUUUACGUUUACGCAAUCGCAAUGAAAUCUCUGAUACAACUUGUCUUUCUGUAUAU